Daphnia carinata is the source of this 840-nucleotide messenger RNA. Its product is annotated as jerky protein homolog-like. Gene Ontology annotation, cellular component: nucleus. NCBI's taxonomy places the organism in Eukaryota, Metazoa, Arthropoda, Branchiopoda, Diplostraca, Daphniidae. Gene Ontology annotation, molecular function: DNA binding. The transcript has 3 exons. The record is from RefSeq and is a predicted model, not a curated record. Bases 1 to 840 code for a protein of 279 amino acids.
AUGAUAAAAUUACGCAAUGAACUCUCUAAUUUCGCUCCCGAUCAUAUUUUCAAUAUGGAUGAAACGGGAUUAUUUUAUCGUUGCAUGCCUAAUCGGAGCUAUGUUCUCGAUCGGGGUGACAAAAGGCAAAAAGGGAAAGGAACUAAAGCCAUGAAAUCCAAAGACCGUAUAACUUUAGUUUUAUGCGUCAAGGCAACUGACACUUGUAAGAUAGAUCCGUUGAUUAUUGGGACGGCAAAAACCUCUCACGGUUUCCGUGAUAAUAGGUGUCCCCUUCCGUACACUAACCAGUCGCGUGCAUGGGUUCAAUGUUUUACAAAUAAAAGAGUUGCGUUGGUGAUGGAUUCGUGCUCCGGCCAUGAUAAAACGAUCAUUGAUCCGACUGGCCAAGUUUCAACAUAUUAUUUCCCACCAAAUGUGACGUCUAUCUACCAACUCCUAGACCAAGGAAUAAUUGCAGCUCUGAAAACGAGAUACAUGUCAAAAAUGCUAGCAAAACUCGUCGAAAGCUACGACAAUUUUGAAGCGCUACAACUUCAAGCUGAACAAAUUCCAAACGGCCGUCGUGGAUUAUCGCUUCGUCUAUUAGAUCUCAGAUGUGACAACCACCAUCGUCUACAAAAACCUGGACUUGACCAUCUAGUCUGUUCAACUUCCGACGAGCGUGAAGAGUUGUUAAGCCAGUGGCUUGACAUCGAGCAACACCCAGACUUAUUAGCCGCUGAGGAAGCUGAAAUGAUCGCAGUAGACGAUGAAACAGACGAAGUUGAUUCAACCAACCUGUCUCUGCCAACUUGCUCAACCGCCAAUGAAUCGGCCAACACGUAUCAGCCGGUUUAA